AUAGAGGAGGAGCGACAGUUUUAGAAGCCAAACGGGAAUAAAACAGUUGGGUGCGGGAGGCAAGACGAGUGCUCCCUCCAUCGCUUUGCUCUUCGGGAGGUUUCUAAAAGCAACCCGGAGAGGCGCGGUGAGUGGCAGGCGGCGGCCGGCGGUGGGGGCAUCGCCUCCAUUUUGCCCCCCCCUCCCCUGCCGGCCAUGUCGGAGUGGGUGUCCUACUACCGCGCCGAGCGGCCCGGCGACGACGAGGAGGAGCGGGAGGAAGGCGACGGCCAUGAGGAGGGCACGGAGGCGGCCGGGGACUACAGGUUCUCGGGCCGGGACAGCCUCAUCUUCUUGGUCGAUGCCUCCAAGGCCAUGUUCCAGCCCUGCGAGGACGAGGAAGCAGCGACGCCCUUUGACAUGACCAUGCAGUGCAUCCGGAACGUGUAUACCAGCAAAAUCAUUAGCAGCGACAGGGACCUGCUGAGUGUCGUGUUCUAUGGCACACAAACGAACAAGAACUCCGCGGACUUCAAGCACGUCUAUGUUCUUCAGGACCUGGACAAUCCAGGGGCAAAGCGAGUUCUAGAGCUGGACCAAUACAGGGGAGAAGAAGGACAGGCGCUUUUCCGUGAGACCUUUGGCCACAAUGCUGACUAUUCGCUGGGUGAAGCGCUCUGGGCCUGCUCUAAUCUGUUCAGCGAUGUCCGAGUCAGACUGAGCCACAAAAGGAUCAUGCUUUUCACCAAUGAGGAUAACCCUCACGCCAAUGACAGUGCCAAAGCCAAGCUGGCCAGGACCAGAGCUGGUGAUCUGAGGGACACAGGUAUUAUACUGGACUUGCUGCACUUGAAGAAGCCAGGGGGGUUCGAUAUCUCUUUGUUCUACAGGGACAUUAUAAAUGUAGCAGAGGAUGAGGACCUUGGGAUCCAACCUGACGAGUCAGGGAAAUUGGAACAUCUCAUGAAGAAAGUACGAGCAAAGGAGACAAGGAAAAGGACUUUAGUCAGGUUGAAUCUAUAUUUGAACAAAGAUCUGUCUCUUUCUGUUGGUGUUUACAAUCUUAUUCAAAAAGCUUACAAGCCAUAUCCAGUGAAGCUGUAUCGGGAAACUAACGAGCCAGUUAAAACAAAAACGAGGGUAUUUAAUGGAAAAACAGGCAGCUUGCUUCUGCCUAGUGAUACAAAAAGGGCUCAGGUGUAUGGGAACCGCCAGAUUGUGCUGGAGAAAGAGGAAACAGAAGAACUAAAACGAUUUGAUUCUCCAGGCUUGUUUCUGAUUGGCUUCAAGCCACUUUCAAUGCUAAAGCAGCACCACCAUAUCAAGCCCGCCCAGUUCAUCUAUCCUGAGGAGUCCCUAAUAAGUGGGAGUACAACUCUAUUUAAUGCCUUAUUGAUAAAGUGUUUGGAGAGAGAGGUGAUGGCGCUGUGCAGAUACACCAUCCGCCGGAACACCCCCCCCCGCUUUGUGGCCCUGGUUCCCCAGGAGGAAGAGGUGGAUGAACAGAAAGUGCAGAUAGCUCCUCCAGGUUUCCACGUCAUUUUCCUCCCGUAUGCAGAUGAUAAGCGGAAUGUUGAUUAUACAGAAAAGGUGCCAGCCAGUCAAGAACAGGUGAACAAAAUGAAGGAAAUCAUUCAAAAACUCCGGUUCAAAUACAGGACCGACAGCUUUGAGAACCCGGUUUUGCAGCAGCACUUCAGGAAUCUGGAGGCUUUGGCGUUGGAUAUGAUGGAACCAGAACAAGCUGAGGAUCUGACAAUGCCAAAGUCUGAAGAGAUGAGCCGCAGGCUGGGCAACUUGGUGGAGGAGUUCAAGCAGCUGGUUUAUCCUCCUGACUACAACCCUGACUGGAAGGCUGCAAAGCGAAAACAAGCCUAUGAUGGUGAAGCUGACAAGAGGCCCAAGAUAGAAAUCUCAGAAGAUUCGCUGAGAAGUUACAUGCAGGCUGGCACUCUAGGCAAGCUCACUGUACCUGCUCUGAAGGAUGCGUGCAGGCUUUAUGGGCUGAGGAGUGGGGGGAAGAAGCAGGAGCUCAUAGAUGCGUUAGCUGAAUACUUGAACAAGCACUAAGCGGGAACAGAAAGCCCUGGUUGACUUCCAUCUGCUUAAAGAUGUGAUUGUCUUAAGUGUAUGCUGAAUCUGUUCAGUCUUGCUAUGGAAAAGAAGGCUAACUGUUGCUGAAUCCAGCAGUGGAGAAACUUCCUUGUCAUUACAAAAAAUCUCUGCAAACUUGGAUUCUGUUCACAGUAGCCAAAGGCAGAAUUAAAUUUCCUGCUAAUUCAGGUCGCCCACUGAAAGCGAACACAGUUGUGCCUUCCUGGUUUCUUAAUAAAAGUUAUUUUGGACUUCUUUGCAACACCAGCUAUACCAUCUUUUCAUCAAAAAGACGGCAAAACUCACUUCAACGUGAGUAAGAAAGCAGAAUGAUCCGUGUUAGUGGCACCACGUGCAUUCAUGCAGCAGGUCAGGUCUGUGUGCUGACACAGGAUGUAAAUGUAGUGGGUUACUCUACUACUCUCCAAAACUGCCAGCAUUAGUACUUGUAAUCAAAAUUGGGUUCUUUUCUACCAUCGGCGUUAUAAAGAUUACCAGCAGAUCACAGAGGAGAAAAUCAUUGCUGGUGAUCAGUAGCCAACUGUUGGGGCAAAAUGCCAACGCUUCGUAAAGCUGCUCAGCCAGGUCUUCCAUUUUGAAGUGGCAAUUGAAAAA
This is a messenger RNA of Cygnus atratus (black swan), 2688 nucleotides long. RefSeq names its product X-ray repair cross complementing 6 (gene XRCC6). The record is from RefSeq and is a predicted model, not a curated record. Gene Ontology annotation, molecular function: telomeric repeat DNA binding; double-stranded DNA binding; damaged DNA binding. Gene Ontology annotation, biological process: telomere maintenance; double-strand break repair via nonhomologous end joining; cellular response to gamma radiation. NCBI's taxonomy places the organism in Eukaryota, Metazoa, Chordata, Aves, Anseriformes, Anatidae. Gene Ontology annotation, cellular component: nucleus; Ku70:Ku80 complex. The transcript is spliced from 13 exons. Bases 196 to 2049 code for a protein of 617 amino acids.